Molecule: messenger RNA, 1371 nt
Organism: Hypoxylon trugodes
Lineage: Eukaryota; Fungi; Ascomycota; Sordariomycetes; Xylariales; Hypoxylaceae
Exons: 2
Coding region: 179-1261 (360 amino acids)
Source: RefSeq, a predicted model, not a curated record
UUCUACGUAAUUGUCUACCUGUCGCAAACCGAAAGAAUUGUAGCUUCAAGAAAUCUAUCCUUUUCCUCCAUUCCCGUACCUACCUACCUACCUACCUAGCCUAGGUAAUUCGAGGUAUUACGCCGACAUAUGUACACCAAUCUAGUCAUGAUACAUUAGCAUUACAAUUAAUACUAUUAUGGCUGGUAAUAAUGUCCUCUCCCUGUUGGGGUGGACAUUCCUCCCUAAUCUUGCGACUGGCUGGGUACAAUCAAUCUACUACGGUCUUACUAUCCGCGCCGGCGACCCCAAGCCCGCACCGAACUCACCUCGCUACGUCCAACAUCGUCGUCGAAUCCAUAUCCUCGUCGUAUCGCUAUAUCUAUUAUACACCAUCUACGAAGCCGACUACGAGCUCCGUCGCGCUUCCGACUACUAUGCCGAACUUGGUGUGUCCUUUUCCGCUUCCGAGCGCGACAUCAAGAGCCGUUUUCGCCGCCUUGCUGCCCUACACCACCCUGACAAACUUAUGAGCGCUGGUGGAACAAGCGAGGACGCCGAUUUCUUCAUCCAUCUCAAGACCGCCGCCGAUACUCUCACCGACCCCGCGCGACGCUUCGCCUACGAGCGUUUCGGCCCCGACGUCGUAUCUUGGAAGCAUUGCGUCACCAUCCGCGACUUUGUUACCCGCGGUGUCCAAGUUCUCGUACCCUACUACGGCCUCGCCGCCAUCGCCAUGUACGUACUCGGGUUAUUGGGUUACUUAGAAUGGGGACGAUACUGGAGAUGGUUGACCUUGAUUGUUCUAUGCGUUUUCGAGCUACACACUAUAACACGACCUACGUUCCCACGGUUUCUCGGAAAUCUCAUCAACCCAUUCUUGACACAUUUCACUUCUCAUCCUCCAUAUCUACCUUUCCAGGUCAUAUCCCUUGCGCGCAAGCUCAGCAUUACGCUAUAUAUCGCCUUCUCACAGAUCGGACCGCUGCUGCAACAACAAAGCGUAAAGCCAGGCGAGGCGUCGGAGAAGGCGCUGCGACAGAGUCUAGAUAGGCUCGAGCAGACAGCCCGUAGUAUGGAUGUCGAUGCAACGCGGCUCAUGGAGUUGGAGAUGGCGCCCUUCGCUGGCGACCCUGAGGUGAUUAAUAGCAUGCGGACAAAGCUCAAAGAGUGGCUUGUACAAAACACAAUACGGGCGGAUCCUAUGGUGAAGGAUGCCUUAGGGAAAUCGUUUCAGAAGAGACGAGUAGAUGCCCCGGCGGGUGCUAAAGGAAAUAGAUGACGAAUUGUUAGACAUUCUACCUUACUAGACACUUUAUACACCAAUUGAAAUAUGACCAACUUUUCCCUCUUUUGCAAUCCUUAUAUACAUGAUCGUACAUAUACUAUUAA